Diospyros lotus (date-plum) is the source of this 2543-nucleotide messenger RNA. Its product is annotated as protein FAR1-RELATED SEQUENCE 8-like. NCBI's taxonomy places the organism in Eukaryota, Viridiplantae, Streptophyta, Magnoliopsida, Ericales, Ebenaceae. The coding region runs from base 425 to 2431 and encodes 668 amino acids. Gene Ontology annotation, molecular function: zinc ion binding. Gene Ontology annotation, biological process: regulation of DNA-templated transcription. The record is from RefSeq and is a predicted model, not a curated record. The transcript is spliced from 3 exons.
GAACGGGGCCCCGAUAGGGCAAAACUAACAUCUCAGACUUUGACACAACCCCCAUCUCCGCCACGGCCACGAUGAGCGGCGAAAACGGGUUUUCUCCGGCCGGCGACCCUUUUCCGCCCAGUGCAAAUCUCGACAUCACCCUUAGGUAUUGAAGUUUUGAGGCUCACUAGAGUGAAAAUGGAUUGGAGUUCCUGGGAUAACCAACGAGAUUGACGAAGGUUCUGAAAACAGUGAGCAACUGCUUGAGGAAGAGAGUAGUGAGCAUGAUGUUGACAAUGGACAAGUGUUUAGGAUAGAGAGCACUGACCUUGAGGACAGCAGUGAGCAAGUUCUUGGGAUCGGAGGCAAUGACAUUGCAAACGAGAGCAACCAAGUGCUUGAAUUCAGAGGCAAUGAUGAAGGAAACACCAACCCAGAAGUGCUUAUGAUUGAAAACGAGCACAAUGAAGACAAUAGUGUUGAAGCAUUUGAUAUUGAAAACAAUUAUCACGAGGAUGGAGGUGGUUGCAGUACAACAAUUAGUCAAAAUGGUGCAUCUGAAGGGAAGGGCUAUCCUCCACCAUCUUUGGGGAUGGAGUUUGAGUCAUAUGAUGAUGCUUAUAAUUAUUAUAACUGCUAUGCCAAGGAAUUGGGUUUUGCCAUCAGGGUCAAAUCUUCGUGGACUAAACGUAACAGCAAAGAGAAGCGUGGUGCAGUACUCUGCUGCAACUGUGAGGGUUUCAAAACAAUGAAAGAAGCUGGCAGCCGAAGGAAGGAAACUAGAACUGGAUGUCUUGCAAUGAUAAGAUUGAGGUUGGUGGAAAGCAACAGAUGGAGAGUGGAUGAAGUUAAGCUUGAACACAACCAUUUAUUUGAUCCUGAAAGGGCUCAAAACUCCAAGUCACACAAGAAAAUAGAUUCUGGUGUCAAGAGAAUGUUGGAACCAUCUCCCGACAUUGAAGUGCGGACAAUCAAGUUGUAUAGAACACCAGCCAUAGAUUUCACGGGCUAUGGAAGCUCAAGUGAAAGAGAAAUCAGUAGACAUAUUGAGCAAUCCAAGCACUUGAAGCUUCAAAAGGGAGACGGGCAAAUCAUAUACAAUUUCUUUUGUCGUAUGCAGCUAGCUAGUCCAAACUUUUAUUAUGUGACGGAUCUCAAUGAUGAAGGUCAGUUGAGGCAUGUGUUCUGGAUUGACUCUAGGUCAAGAGCUGCAUAUGGUUAUUUUGGUGAUGUGGUUGCUCUUGACACAACAUGCUUGUCAAAACAAUAUGAGAUUCCGCUUCUGUCAUUUGUUGGAGUAAAUCAUCACGCGCAAUCUAUUUUGCUUGGCUGUGGUUUGCUUGCAGAUGGAACAGUAGAAACAUAUAUUUGGUUAUUGAGGGCAUGGCUAACAUGUAUGUUGGGACGUCCUCCUCAUACCAUCCUUACAGACCAGUGUAAGGCCUUGAAAACUGCAAUUGGCGAGGUUUUUCCAAGGGCUCAUCAUCGUUUUUGUUUGCCACUUGUUAUGCAAAACAUUCUUGAGAAUUUAGGAGAGCUACAGGAAUCUGAGGUAUUUCGAACAGUAUUGAGUAGGACUGUUCAUAAUUCUAUAAAAUUGGAUGAAUUUGAAAGUGCUUGGGAAGAUAUGAUCCAGCGUUUCAGAAUUAGGGAUAACAUCUGGCUUCAAACUUUGUAUGAAGACCGAGAACGGUGGGCUCCCGUUCACUUGAAAGAUACAUUUUUGGCUGGAAUGUUCGGUUCUCAGCCUGGUGAGUCAUUCGGACCAUUUUUUGAGGGGUGUGUUCAUAAACAAACCCCUUUGAAAGAAUUCUUGGACAUGUAUGAAUCAGUUCUGCAGAGAAGGUAUCAGAAGGAAUCUCUAGACGACUUGGAGUCAAAAGAGCUGAGCUCCAUGUUGAAAACAAGGUGCCCUUAUGAGUCACAGCUCUGUAAACUGUAUACAAAAGAAUUGUUCCUGAAGUUCCAAGAUGAGGUAGAGGGCAGCAUGGCUUCUUGUUUGAGCGUAGCACAAAUUCAUGUGAACGGGGCAGUCGCAACAUUCCUGGUCCAAGAAAGGGAUGAAGAUGGAAAUCUGGGAGGGAUUAGGAACUUGGAAGUUACGUAUGACAGAGCGGGCGUGGAGGUUCGCUGCAUCUGUGGCUGCUACAAUAUCAAAGGCUUUCUAUGCCGACAUGCAUUAUGUGUUCUUAAGUACAAUGGUGUGGAGGAAAUCCCGGUGCAGUACAUUUUGUCACGAUGGAGGAAGGAUUUCAAGCGGUUGUACGUACCUGAGAUUGGCUCUGAUAGCAUCGACAUCAGUAACCCGGUACAAUGGUUUGAGCAUUUGUACAGACGAGCCAUGCAAGUAGUGGAAGAGGGGUUGACAUCUCAAGAUCAUUACAUGGUUGCCUGGCAAGCAUUGAAGGAGUCCUUGAAUAAGGUUAGACUUGUAGCAGAUAAACAUGCAUAAGUUUCAGGUGUAAAAUCUUUUUCAUCUUCCAUCUAUUUGUUGUUCAUCAUGUAUAGCAGCAAUGCACGAGAGUUUUCUAUUAUACAAGCCAAUUACGUCAAUUUUGGUUUCA